Aspergillus oryzae RIB40 is the source of this 1986-nucleotide messenger RNA. RefSeq lists its product as uncharacterized. NCBI's taxonomy places the organism in Eukaryota, Fungi, Ascomycota, Eurotiomycetes, Eurotiales, Aspergillaceae. The record is from RefSeq and is a predicted model, not a curated record. The transcript is spliced from 2 exons. The coding region runs from base 1 to 1986 and encodes 661 amino acids.
AUGCGACUCCGUGAUAGUGUCCGCCCUCCUGAGCGCUAUGAAUCAGAGCACUUCUACACGUCGCUAGGCCAAAAGUCACUUCGCCAGAACAGGAAUACAAACCGCCCUCCUUACAUCGAUUUCAACCCCAACCUGCCUCCUGCUGUCUUCCCCACUCUGGACCUUCAUCGCCCAGAGGUACCAGAGUCUGACAAAGGUGCACAGAGGAGAGGGGGAGAAGAGGCAGACAAUGCAACCACUCCACAGCACGGUCGCGAGCAAGCUGGGAAUCAUGGAGAGACUAAGGAUAAUAAUGUGACAAGAGUUGAUCUCGAGGAUAUCCCUAUCAGCCAGGUUGAGAACUACGUUUCGAGCAACGGAGACUUGAACCAGGUCUACAUCCAAAAUAUGGCUACGAUGGCUGCUGUAGACUCAUCAUCUGUGAGUGAUGGCUUACACGAUGAGACUGAUGGCAUCGACGUUCAUGAUGAGUCUGCGCAUGAGAUUUCUGACCCUAAAUGGAGCGAUUUGUGUCCUGGAAUACAAGUGGAAGUCUUCGACAAUCUUCUUCAGUUUUAUACCUGGAAAGACGCGUGUCAUAAGUUAAAUCUGUCUCGAGAAGAUCAGGAGGAAGUUGAAGAGCAUAUAUCUGCUCGUGACAAGCAGAUGGAACGGGAAGAAUCUCAGAUGAAGAAUAUGCGGAGGAAGCAACUGAGAGCGCUCUUGAAAAUUGACAACAGUGCAAGACAUCUCCAGGAUUCACACCAGUUUGUUUUCCGCAAAAUCUCUCGAGGGACCACUGGCCAUCUGCGAAGGGGUACUAGUCCAGAUUAUCUCAUGUGCCAUGCCAAAGAGGUCAUGAAGGCUAAGGAGUAUUUGCGCCAACAGGGGCUGGACCCGAGAUACGCUGGUGACUGGGGUAACAGUAUCAGCCCUACUCAUCCGUCUGGAAACGACCAAGACCAAGAUAUGAGCAAUCUAGGGAAGCAGGUGAACUGCGCGCAAUGCUUGGAAUUAGCUAUAGAUACGGCCGAUGAUUACAUGAGGGAUUUUGCGUUGGAUUAUAAAGCUCCGGCUUCGAUCCUGGAUAAGCAGUCAUUUAUCAACACAAUCGGGGCGGCAGCUACUGCUAGCCCAAGGGAUAUGGCACUGUGCAGAGGUAACUUGGAUGCAGCCCCAAGAUGGUUAAACCUUCUUUACCAACAUUCUAUACGGAACUACCAGCCAGCUUUUCGGGAGAAUAAACUUGUUUGCCUCAAAAUCGGUACCGAGCGUGCCGCCCAGAUUCACGACACCCAACAGAUAGCCUGUAUUCAGCCAGCAAAAUUGGUAAAACGUUUCCCUCCCAUUGAUGCUAUUUACUAUGACCCCCCUUCAUGGACUCCUGGGGUUACUCAGAGUAAUGGAGCGGGAACUAAUUCAACAAUGCCUCCAAGACCUAGACAAACUUUGAGCGGCGAACCACAGCCUCUACAGAGAACAAUGGGUGGGAACUGGUCAUAUAGCUCUUUCGAACCUCACCCAACUACCUCUUCUAUGAGAUUCCAGCAAAAACUGGAAGAGGCACGACUGGAGACACAAAGAGCGAGGAUACGAGGAACGCAGCAACCUCCAGGUAGUGGAGACUACGAGCCAUCUUUUACCCCGAGGCAAAGCCCUGAAGGCAUAAGUCGGUCACCCUCAACUGCCACUGGGAGAUGUAUGUCUCCUAAUAGCUCAGGCGAGCUUUACGGUGCAUCGAUGCCGAGUCAGAGUGAAGGGUCUUCGAGAACAGUCACUUUUAUUGAGACCUCUCUUCAUGAUUCUACAGAACGGGGGACUGCUUCAGGAACUAUGUAUUCGCCAAGCAUCGCUUCCAAUUCGUAUCACAGCGGGAAUCUUUGGACUCAACCUAGUGUCGCGCAUACGAUACAAGUUGAUGAAGAACAUGAAGGACUGAGAUAUGAAGAUGAAUACUGUCCUACUGAUGACGAAGUGGUUCUUCUACCUGGUGGAAAUCCCUAUUGA